UAAUUCUGAAUUGGCACAUGGACUUGCCUUUAACAUCCUACAGCUACAAAAUGGUGCGUAAGUAAAUAAUUUACAUAUUUUUCUUCUUUUUCUUCCCUGGCAGAAACCUUUAUCUCGUAAAGGAUCAUGCCGGAUGGAGAGGCGGAACAGUGAGGAGCAAGAUGUGGAUGAUACUACUAAAAAGGUUGCGGUGAAAGUGGUUCCUUCUCACAUGGAGCUGUUUAAGCAACCACUAAUUGCGAAUAAAGCUCUUGUAGUUUCGUCUACAUCAACCAAUACCCCUGUUUCAGAUGCUGGAGAUGGAAAGCCUAGGAAGUUUCUUCGUGUAACAAUCAUCAACCCCAGGAGAAUUCUUCUCCUCUUUGCUUCUUUGUCUAGCAUGGGGACAAUGAUUCUUAUAUAUUUUACACUUGCACUCCAUCAGCGGCAAAGCCUUGAUUGAUACAUAGCUUGUUUAUCAAGUGAUUUGCCGGCAUGAUCACAUUUGAUUAAUUGAGAGCAGACUAUAUACUAGGUGGGAGCUGAACAUGUUGGAAGAAAGAUUUGAUGCACAUGAGCAACUAGUAAGUGAGAGUGAAACCGUCAAGUACCAGCCUGGGUAUUUGAUUUUGAUGCUUCAUGAAAUCACAGCUGUGAACUGGCAAAUCAAAGAGAGUAUUCUCAUGUUAUAUAGUGCUUUGAUUCGUCUUACAUAUUUUGUUUUACUUUUUGAGCCAUGGCAGUGUCUUUGGUAUGAUCUACUACAUGGAAUGUAUUUGUGAUCUUGAUGUUAGUGAUCAUUAAUGUAGAUAAACUGUACUAUUU
This is a messenger RNA of Musa acuminata subsp. malaccensis (wild Malaysian banana), 804 nucleotides long. RefSeq lists its product as uncharacterized. The record is from RefSeq and is a predicted model, not a curated record. Lineage: Eukaryota; Viridiplantae; Streptophyta; Magnoliopsida; Zingiberales; Musaceae.